AUGCAAGAUACCACCCCAACCUGCAGCUAUGCCCCACAAGAAGCUGCCCCUGACAGUAGUGAAAUACAAGAAGGUGUUGAGAAUCAAUGUCUUCUCAAUAUAAACAACAAAGUUCCAACCUUGUAUAAGGCGUACAUCAAACUUCCAGUCUUGUAUAAGGCGUACAACAAAGUUCCAGCCUUGUAUAAGGUGUACAACAAAGUUCCAGCCUUGUAUAAGGCGUACAUCAAAGUUCCAGCCUUGUAUAAGGUGUACAUCAAAGUUCCAGCCUUGUAUAAGGUGUACAUCAAAGUUCCAGCCUUGUACAUGUCAUACAUCAAAGUUCCAACCUUGUAUAAGGCGUACAUCAAAGUUCCAGCCUUGUAUAAGGUGUACAUCAAAGUUCCAACCUUGUAUAAGGUGUACAUCAAAGUUCCAGCCUUGUAUAAGGCCUAUAUCAAAGUUCCAGCCUUGUACAUGGCAUACAUCAAAGUUCCAACCUUGUAUAAGGCGUACAUCAAAGGUCCAGCCUUGUAUAAGGUGUACAUCAAAGUUCCAACCUUGUAUAAGGUGUACAUCAAAGUUCCAACCUUGUAUAAGGUGUACAUCAAAGUUCCAGCCUUGUACAUGGCAUACAUCAAAGUUCCAGCCUUGUAUAAGGCGUACAUCAUAGUUCUAGCCUUGUAUAAGGCGUACAUCAAAGUUCCAACCUUGUACAUGGCAUACAUCAAAGUUCCAACCUUGUAUAAGGUGUACAUCAAAGUUCCAACUUUGUAUAAGGUGUACAUCAAAGUUCCAGCCUUGUACAUGGCAUACAUCAAAGUUCCAGCCUUGUACAUGGCGUACAUCAAAGGUCCAGCCUUGUAUAAGGCGUACAUCAAAGGUCCAGCCUUGUAUAAGGCGUACAUCAAAGUUCUAGCCUUGUAUAAGGUGUACAUCAAAGUUCCAACCUUGUAUAAGGCGUACAUCAAAGGUCCAGCCUUGUAUAAGGCCUAUAUCAAAGUUCCAGCCUUGUAUAAGGCCUACAUCAAAGUUCCAACCUUGUACAUGGCAUACAUCAAAGUUCCAACCUUGUAUAAGAUGUACAUCAAAGUUCCAACCUUGUAUAAGGUGUACAUCAAAAUUCCAGCCUUGUGCAUGGUGUACAUCAAAGUUCCAGCCUUGUGCAUGGCAUACAUCAUAGUUCUAGCUGUUUAUAUGGCAUACAGCAGACCUACAUAA
Messenger RNA from Ylistrum balloti, 1200 nucleotides. Its product is annotated as adhesive plaque matrix protein-like. The transcript is spliced from 2 exons. The record is from RefSeq and is a predicted model, not a curated record. The coding region runs from base 1 to 1200 and encodes 399 amino acids. NCBI's taxonomy places the organism in Eukaryota, Metazoa, Mollusca, Bivalvia, Pectinida, Pectinidae.